AUGACUCAUAAUUAAUUUAUUUUUCAGGAGAACCAACAUGAAGAGAUAUUUCCAUAUUCGAAAUUCAAGAGUCGGAUAUUGGAGGAUGCUUCCAUUAUGUGCAAUAGUUGGUCGCCUAGGCAUAACGGUGACCUCUUCUCCGGACUGAAUGAUGGUCUCAUCAGCAGGGCGGAAGCAUUGGCAGCGGUCGACAUCAAACAUCAGGGAUCUGGGGGACCAGGUGGACUGCCACAACUUAAGCACGAUAUGAUGUACCACCACACCAUGGGCGCACCACCCCCUGUUAGCAGACCGCAUCAGAUGGGCCACAUGGACGGUCUGGAGAUGCUCGACCCCAUAUCCACCUCCUCGAUGACGACGCUCACGCCAAUGUCUGAAACUCCAUCCCAUAUGCAUUCCUACGGCAUGAACCACAUGAUGAAUCACCAUCACCACGGCGGUCCUCUUUCGGCCCACAGUGCGCCCGGCCAUCAUCCGGGACACCACGGAGGUCACCCUGGGGCACACCAUCCGGCCAUGGCCGCCGCGGCGGCUGCAGCAGCCGUUGCAGGCUUACAUCCCGACGCCGACACCGAUCCCAGGGAACUGGAGGCCUUUGCCGAAAGGUUUGUAGAAAUAUUCAAGCAGAGAAGGAUAAAACUGGGAGUGACCCAAGCCGACGUUGGAAAGGCCUUGGCUAACCUCAAACUUCCAGGGGUGGGAGCCUUGUCGCAAUCAACGAUAUGUCGAUUCGAAUCCCUAACCCUGUCCCACAACAACAUGAUAGCGCUCAAACCAAUCCUUCAAGCGUGGCUGGAAGAAGCGGAGGCUCAAGCCAAGAAUAAGAGAAGAGACCCCGAUGCUCCUAGCGUUCUACCGGCCGGAGAAAAGAAGAGAAAACGAACUUCUAUAGCGGCACCGGAGAAGAGAAGCCUCGAGGCCUACUUCGCCGUCCAACCGCGACCGUCUGGCGAAAAAAUCGCCGCCAUCGCCGAAAAAUUGGACUUGAAGAAGAACGUGGUGCGCGUAUGGUUUUGCAACCAGAGACAGAAGCAGAAACGAAUGAAGUUCGCCGCGCAACACUGACCAGACGUCAACUUCGGUUACUCGGUGAAUUAGCCAUAGGGAAAAAUUAUAUUUUGUGAUCAUCAUGUGAAUUGUUGUGGUCCAACCACUCUGUGGUUCGAGGAGGGAAGACGUUGAGCAUUUGAAAACAGAAAUCGGAAAAGUUUAAUUUGAAAUUAAAACAAUUUUCGUCAGUCUGAGUAACCUUAGAGAAAAUCAAAACAGUCAAUUGCAACUGCAAACAAACUUGUUUGAAAAAUUCUUCAAGACUGAGCAGGUAGGUGGCGCUGUUGUGCCAUGAUUGCAC
This is a messenger RNA of Harmonia axyridis, 1351 nucleotides long. RefSeq names its product inhibitory POU protein (gene acj6). Gene Ontology annotation, molecular function: DNA-binding transcription factor activity, RNA polymerase II-specific; RNA polymerase II cis-regulatory region sequence-specific DNA binding. The record is from RefSeq and is a predicted model, not a curated record. Gene Ontology annotation, biological process: regulation of transcription by RNA polymerase II. Bases 97 to 1065 code for a protein of 322 amino acids. NCBI's taxonomy places the organism in Eukaryota, Metazoa, Arthropoda, Insecta, Coleoptera, Coccinellidae. The transcript has 5 exons.